This is a messenger RNA of Fonsecaea erecta, 633 nucleotides long. RefSeq lists its product as hypothetical. NCBI's taxonomy places the organism in Eukaryota, Fungi, Ascomycota, Eurotiomycetes, Chaetothyriales, Herpotrichiellaceae. The record is from RefSeq and is a predicted model, not a curated record. The transcript has a single exon. Bases 1 to 633 code for a protein of 210 amino acids.
AUGGCACUUCCACCAAAAUUCUCCGGCCAGCUCCUGGCCUCAGCCUCCCGCAAUGAAGCAAAGCAUACCAUUGAGCUUUACUUGGACUAUGUCUGCCCCUUCUCCGCGAAGCUGUUCAAGACUUUCUACAAGAGCGUGGCGCCUGUCAUUGAGAAGAAAUACACAAACCCCGGCGUCCGUGUCAUCCUACGUCAACAGAUCCAGCCAUGGCAUCCUUCUUCCACUCUGGUCCACGAAGCCGGUGCUGCCGUUCUGAAAACCGCCCCCAACUCCUUCUGGGCGUUUUCCGAGAAGCUCUUUGAACAACAAAAGGAGUAUUUCGACGUCAACGUGGUCAACGAGGGUCGGAACGAGACGUACAAGAGACUUGCCAAAUUGGCCGGCUCUGUGGAAGGGGUUGACGAGAAGACCAUCCUGGAUUUGUUGUUGGUGCCUGACAAACCAGACAAGGAUGGUGGACUGAACAUUGGAAACAAGGUCACUGAUGAUGUCAAGUUCAUGGUCAAAGCGAACAGAGUCACAGGUGUCCAUGUAACGCCAACCGUCUUGUUCAAUGGCGUAGAGGAGCGCAGUAUCAGUUCCGGUUGGACAUUAGAGCAAUGGGAGGAGUGGCUGCAAAAGAACGCGAGCUGA